CCCCGCCGCCUGGCCUCUCUCACCACCGCCGUCUCUCCUUCCCCAGCAGCCGUGCCUGGACCAUGUUGGUGGAGACCGCGAGCGGCCCCACGCAGGACCAGGUGGAGAUCCUGGAGUACAACUUCAACAAGGUCAACAAGCACCCGGACUCCACCACGCUGCUGCUCAUCGCGGCCGAGGCCAGCCUUUCCGAGGAGGAGACGCAGAAAUGGUUUAAGCAGCACCUGGCCCAGUGGCGGAAGUCGGAAGGCCUACCCUCAGAAAGCAGAUCCGUUCCGGACUAAGGAGAUAGUCGGCAUUGGCAGCUUCCCUCCAUGAAGACCACCUGCUUUUUCUCUCCUCGGCUUAACCAAGCUGUUUUGGUUUGUCUGUGUAGUGUUGUAUGUUCACUGUUAGCUGUCCUGCUAUUUAACACAAUGUUGUAUUUUUUUAAUGUACAUAACUAGAAAAUACAAUAACAAUAGGAAGCUAAGUGCAGCUUCUGUGUAAAGCAGUGGCUUGACUAGGCAAGUGAUGUGGCCUGCCUUUCCCUUUGGGUCAUGAUGAUAGAUGGUGUGAAAAUCAUCUAAGUUUGCUUUUGAUCAUCACCUCCCAAUAACAAUUUACUUUCAACAUCCAUUUCAGAGCAGGCAAGGUCUCUGUUGAAAAGAUAACGUGACCAAGAGGGAGAAACAUUUUCCUUCUGAAUCUACUUCCCUAAGUUGUUUUCCUUGUGUUUCAUUGAAUACAGUGAAGUUGAAUGAGAAUACAGAGGAAUAUUUGAGUCAUUCCGAUUUCAUUAAGUAGUUCCUUGGAUUAAAGCUGCAUUAACUUAGAAAGAACCCAGUUAGGCUAAAAGACAGAAACUGCACAAGUAACAAGACAGAAAAGCAAGUAACUAAGAAAAAAAAUCUACUAAAGUAAUUUGAUUUACAUUAUUUAAAUACUUUUGUUAAGUUUAUUUUGCUAGCCAAAGUGAACUGCCUUUUGUCUCUAAAAUGAUAUUCUAAAUAAAACAUUAACUUUUUGU
Molecule: messenger RNA, 1009 nt
Organism: Myotis brandtii (Brandt's bat)
Lineage: Eukaryota; Metazoa; Chordata; Mammalia; Chiroptera; Vespertilionidae
Gene: HOPX
Product: HOP homeobox
Exons: 1
Coding region: 63-284 (73 amino acids)
Biological process (GO): regulation of transcription by RNA polymerase II; cell differentiation
Cellular component (GO): nucleus
Molecular function (GO): DNA binding
Source: RefSeq, a predicted model, not a curated record